AUGCUGGGCGCGGUGAAGAUGGAAGGGCACGAGGCUCCGGACUGGAGCGGAUACUACAGCGAGGAGGUCUACUCUCCGAUGGGUUCUGGUCUCGGGAUGGGUUCCAUGUCAGGAUACAUGACUAGCAGCGGGACCGCCUCGGGAUCCUUCAACAUGUCGUACGGCGGCACCGGGCUAAGCCCCGCCCCCGUGGGGGGGAUGGGGGGCGGGACCAUGCUGGGUGGGGGCGUGGCUUCCAUGGGGGGGCCGCUGAGCCCGACCGGGAUGAGCUCGGCCCAGCAGGGUCUGAACCCGUACGGAGCCGCGAGUCCGGCCGUGAGCCCGGCGUACGGUAGCCUGAACCGUAACCGUGACAACAAGGCGUUCAGACGCAGCUACCCGCACGCCAAGCCCCCCUACUCCUACAUCUCGCUCAUCACCAUGGCGAUCCAGCAGGCGCCCAGUAAGAUGCUGACCCUCAGCGAGAUCUACCAGUGGAUCAUGGACCUGUUCCCGUACUACCGGCAGAACCAGCAGCGGUGGCAGAACUCGAUCCGCCACUCGCUGUCCUUCAACGACUGCUUCGUCAAAGUCUCGCGCUCGCCAGAUAAACCCGGUAAGGGGUCCUACUGGACCCUGCACCCCGACUCCGGGAACAUGUUCGAGAACGGCUGCUACCUGCGGCGCCAGAAGAGGUUCAAGUGCGACAAGAAGACCAAGGAGGGCCGCAAGGAGGGGGGGGGGUCCGGAGGGGGGCGGGGGGGCGGGGACAAACCUCUGGACUCCAACCAGACCGCCUCACCUCCCGGUCUGGACCUGCGGGGGUCUGGGGGGGCGGGGGACCCGAAGGUGUCCGGCUCCCAGCUGCUGUCCUCCCUGUCACUGCCCCCCCACUCCAUGGCGGACCCCCCUCACCCCCCCCACCCCCCCCACUACUCCUUCAACCAUCCGUUCUCCAUCAACAACUUGAUGUCGUCUUCGGAGCAGCACAAACUGGACCUGAAGGCCUACGAGGCCCUGCAGUACUCGUCCUACGGGGGGCGGAGUCUGGACCCUGUGGAGGCCUCGUACUACCAGGGGGGGGUCGGGGGGGUCCAGGGGGGGGUCUACCCCAGACCACUACUCAACACCUCAUAG
Messenger RNA from Scomber japonicus (chub mackerel), 1116 nucleotides. It is a transcript of the gene foxa1, whose product is annotated as forkhead box A1. Gene Ontology annotation, biological process: regulation of transcription by RNA polymerase II; anatomical structure morphogenesis; cell differentiation. NCBI's taxonomy places the organism in Eukaryota, Metazoa, Chordata, Actinopteri, Scombriformes, Scombridae. Gene Ontology annotation, molecular function: DNA-binding transcription factor activity, RNA polymerase II-specific; protein domain specific binding; RNA polymerase II cis-regulatory region sequence-specific DNA binding. The record is from RefSeq and is a predicted model, not a curated record.